Dictyostelium purpureum is the source of this 1317-nucleotide messenger RNA. RefSeq lists its product as uncharacterized. The record is from RefSeq and is a predicted model, not a curated record. The transcript has a single exon. NCBI's taxonomy places the organism in Eukaryota, Evosea, Eumycetozoa, Dictyosteliales, Dictyosteliaceae. The coding region runs from base 1 to 1317 and encodes 438 amino acids.
AUGUUAACUCCAACAACUUUACCAAAUACAAUUACUACACUCACAUUCGGUAAUGAUUUUAACCAAGUGGUUCCACCUGGUACAUUACCAAAUGGUCUCACAACACUCACAUUUGGUAAAAGUUUUAACAAAGUAGUUCUACCUGGCACAUUACCAAAUAGUCUCACAACACUCACAUUCGGUUUUUUUUAUAACCAAGUAGUUCUACCCGGCGCAUUACCAAAUAAUCUCACAACACUCACAUUGGGUGAAAGUUUUAAAAAAGUAAUUCCACCUGGCACAUUACCAAAUAGUCUCACAAUACUCACAUUCGGUUAUAGUUUUAACCAAGUAAUUCCACCUGGCACAUUACCAAAUAGUCUCACAAUACUCACAUUCGGUCGCAAUUUUAACCAAGUAGUUUCACCCAGUACUUUACCAAAUAAUCUCAAAACACUCACAUUCAGUUAUAAUUUUAACCAAGUAGUUAAACCCGGCACAUUACCAAAUAGUCUCACAACACUCACAUUCGGUAGUGAUUUUAACCAAGUAGUUCCACCCGGCACAGUACCAAAUAGUCUUACAACACUCACAUUCGGUCGUAGUUUUAACCAAGUAGUUUCACCCAGCACGUUACCAAAUAGUCUUACAACACUCACAUUCGGUAAUGAUUUUAACCAAGUAAUUCCACCUGGCUCAUUACCAAAUAGUCUUACAACACUCACAUUCGGUCGUAGUUUUAACCAAGUAAUUCCACCGGGAACAUUUCCGAAUAGUCUCACAACACUCACAUUCGGUUAUAGUUUUAACCAAGUAGUUCCACCCGGCACAUUACCAAAUAGUCUCACAACACUCACAUUCAGUUCUGAAUUUAACCAAGAAGUUCUACCUGGCUCAUUACCAAAUAGUCUUACAACACUCACAUUCGGUUAUGAUUUUAACCAAGUAGUUCAACCCGGCACAUUACCAAAUAGUCUCACAACACUCACAUUCAGUGAUGAAUUUAACCAAGUAGUUCCACCCGGCACAUUACCAAAUAGUCUCACAACACUCAUAUUCGGUCGUAGUUUUAACCAAGUAGUUUCACCCAGCACGUUACCAAAUAGUCUUACAACACUCACAUUCGGUAAUGAUUUUAACCAAGUAAUUCCACCUGGCUCAUUACCAAAUAGUCUUACAACACUCACAUUCGGUCGUAGUUUUAAACAAGUAGUUUCACCCAGCACGUUACCAAAUAGUCUCACAACACUCACAUUCGGUUGUGAAUUUAACCAAGUAGUUCCACCAGGCUCAUUACUAAAUAGUCUUACAACACUCACAUUCGGUGAUGGGUUUUAA